ACACCCGCUCUAGGUGGAGGGGGGAGGUUGUCUCAGUCCCUCCCGGCCGCACAAUGACUGACACGGACCAAAGUUAUCCCGGAAUAAUGGCAGCACGCAUGUGCACGGACCCGGAUGUGAUCCGCCCCGCCCGGAGCCUCGUUCCCGCAGCUUACCGGCCCGAGCUGUGCCGAACCGGACCGUGCCGAGCCAGGACAACCCCAAGCGGGUCACAUCGGGGCCAAGCGCACCCCUCCCCCCCCACCAGGACCAGCCGCUAGUGAUAAGGGAGUCACGACAUAGGACUAUAUCGCGAUAGCAAAGAAUUCCGGGAAAAUAUUAGCGAUGCGAUCCUAAUAAGCGGAAUCAGGGGAUGGAUUUCCGUGGGAAGAAGUAUGAGCGGGGCAGCAACUGGUCGGACCCGGAGGUGGUGGAGCUGCUGCAGCUUUGGGGCAAUGAGUCGGUGCAGAUGGAGCUGGAGAGCUGCCUGAGGAACCAGCACGUCUUCAACCGGAUCGCAGACGUCCUGAGGGAGAAGGGGAUCCACCGGACCGGAGAUCAGUGCCGGGAGAAGAUCAAGAAGAUGAAGCUGGAGUACCGCCGACUGAAGGACAACAGUAAGACCCUGCGGGGGGGCCGCGCCUGGAAGUUCUAUGAAGUCAUGGACAGAGUGCUGACCCACCGCCCCACCAUCUCUUAUGGGGCCAUGGCUCCUGGCGGGGUGCUGGGACAGCCGGUGCUGCAGAGUCCGCUCUCCGAUGGGUUCCAUACUCACUUCACCCAGUACAGUCACUCCCAGCAUCCGGAGCUGAUGGAGAUCAAGUGUGAGGAGGUGCAAUCCGACGAGCAAUGUCUGACCCCCGAGCCCCCCACCAUGACCUACAUACACGACUCUGGGGCCGAACAGGAAGAGGAGGAGCAAAGCAUGAUGGACAGGGGGGGCCCCGACUCCCCAAUAUCAAGGGUGGAAGUGACCGGAGAUGCUGCCUCCCCCUCAGGCUUUAGUGAAUCCAACAUGGCCGGCUCAUCGGGGCAGAGCGGUGGGCAGAGGUUCUGGAGGAAGAGGAAGGAUCGGGAGCCACUGAAUGAGUUAAUCUCCCAGAUGCUGAUGGCGCAGAGGGCGUCCGAGGACCGUUUCCUCCAGAUGGAAGAGCGGAGGAUGGAGCAGGAGCAGGAGGCUGAGGAGCGCAGGCUGCGGCUGGAGGAGCGGAGGCUUCAGCUGGACCGCCAGCACGAGCUGCGCAUGUUCUCCAUUUUCGCUCAGAUGUUGGGCAUGAUACGUCAGAAUGGAGGCGGAGAGCCCGUGCCCCCCCCAGAUGCCAACUUCUCUCCGGAGGGGGACAUAGUGAGCAAAGUGGUGACGAGUAAAGUGCAGGAAUCCAUGGUGGGCGACAUCUACAACUGCACCCAGUACGGCAGCCCCUACCUGUCCACCCGCGGCAACAUCCUGUGCGGCUUCAGGGGUUCCUCCGAGGAGGGGUACAGGGCGUACCACGAAGACAAGUACGACGAGGACAAGAACCCCAACGGAAUCAUCAAUUUCGGCACGAGUGAGAAUAAACUCUGCUUCGAUCUGAUGUCUAAGCGGCUGACGCAGAGUGACAUGAAUGUGGUCGAGCCGCCACUGCUGCAGUACCCGGACUGGAAGGGCCACAACUUUUUACGGGAGGAGGUGGCGCGUUUCCUGACCUAUUACUGUAAAGCACCUGCACCUUUAAAUUCUGAAAAUGUUAUUAUCUUGAAUGGAUGCGGCUCCUUGUUCUCUGCCUUGGCUGCCGUACUGUGCGAUCCAGGAGAUGCGAUUCUUAUCGCCACCCCCUUCUAUGGAGGAAUUACGCAGAGUAUUUUUCUGUACAGCGGCAUUAAAUUGAUGUAUGUGCACCUAGAGAGCAAGGUCACGUCUCCAGCUACUCGUCCAUUCCAGCUGACUGUGUCCAAACUGGAAUCAACCCUGCAGACAGCCAAGGAGGAGGGCACUAAUGUAAAGGCCUUAAUCCUGAUAAAUCCACAUAAUCCCCUGGGUGACAUAUACUCGGCUGCUGAAAUGAUGGAGUUUUUAGAGUUUGCUAAAAGGAACUCUCUGCACGUUAUUGUGGAUGAGAUCUAUAUGCUGUCAGUGUUUGAGGAGUCUUUAUCCUUCCAUAGUGUGCUGAGCCUGGACAAGCUUCCUGAUCCUCAGAGGACUCAUGUUAUGUGGGGAAUUAGUAAGGACUUUGCUGUCUCAGGGAUCCGUUUUGGCACGCUGUACUCCCAGAAUCAGGAUGUCUGCAAUGGCGUGGCCUCCCUCUGCUACUUCCAUGGGGUCUGUGGCCCUAUACAAUACAAGAUAGCUCAGCUAAUACGUGAUCGAGACUGGAUUAACCAGGUCUACUUACGGGUCAAUCAUUCCCGCUUGCGGGCGGCCCAGGCGUACGUGGCAGACGAGCUCCGCUCCAUCGGCGUUCCCUUUCUUAACCGCGGUGCAGGAUUCUUCAUCUGGAUUGACUUCCGUAAGUACCUGAGGUCUCCGACCUUUGAGGAAGAAGUCACCCUAUGGAGAGAUUUCCUGGACAAUAAGGUUCUUCUGUCUUGCGGGAAAGCCUUCGAGUGCUCCGAGCCUGGAUGGUUCCGAAUUAUAUUCUCAGACAAGACUCACCGGCUCCAGCUAGGGAUGCAGCGGAUCCGCAAGGUGCUGGAGGGGAGGGAGAAGGAGCUGCUGCACGUAGAAUUGCAAAACCCCAUAGAAGAAGAUGGUAAAGCAGACAGUACGGACGAGGUCAUCUACAUCUCCAGUCACCACGAACCUUCAAGCUCCAACCUGAGCGAUCUCAUCCUUCAGCUCCAGAACCAGAUGCGUUCAUCGGACUGGCUGCAGAGGAACACCGUAGAAAACUUUGCUCAGCAGAACCCGGAGGUUUUCCAAGUGUACAGCAAAUGUGUGGGAAAGCAGUGAGGAUCUGGUGUCCUGUCCAAGUCCCUAUAAACAACAACUUUUGGGGUAACCCCUCCCUGAAGGCGUAUGCCCUAAACUAGAAAUCCCCCCUAAAAGUAAAUGCUUUGAGUUAAAACGUCUGAUAAUGAGUGUGACAAGUGCUUUAAAAAACACAGCCUGUGCUCGGAGAUGUCAGUGCAUCCUUAUUAUCACUUGGAAUGUGUAUAUACCUUUUAGCUGUGGAUGCCUAUUGACAUAUAUUUUCUGGCAUUCACGGCUGCUGGUUAAAAAAAUCACUUUCUAGCCAUCGGCACCCCGACGUUUCGUCAGACCUCGCUGACUUUAUCAAGGGAACCAGGCUAAUAUAGAUUUCAGACUCAUGCUGGAGUCCUAAAUCUCAGACUGCAGCCGGGACACAGACAAGCUCAGCACUGCUCCCUGCCUGCCAAUCAGACAGGCAGGAGCCAGCACUGUGCUCACAGCAUAGCACAGCAGGGCAUACUCCUGACAUACUUUCUAGCCAUCCGCACCCCGACAUUUCGUCAGACCUCGCUGACUUUAUCAAGGGAAUCAGGCUAAUUAGUAUAGUGCAUACCCCUUUGGGGGGGGGUUACCUUUAAGGUUGUUGUUUAUAUCAAGUCCCUGUCACAAGAGCACAAAGUCUACGUCAGAACUGUCUAUAUUGGGAAUCCUCAGUACUGUGAGGGUGUAAGUGCUGGACUGUAUUGGUGCCAGCAUAUAUGCUGCAUGGACCCCAUUGGGAAACCAGUCAAGGAUAAUCCAUCUCCGCCUGUCUACCACUUGCUGCUCCCACAUAAAUUGGUAGUACAAUGGUCCUGCAUAGGUUCCGGGCCCUCGACUUUAUCAGUGGGACCAAAUAAAUGGAAUUGUAACCGAAAAGAAUCUGUAGCACUUAAUGAACUGAAUAUUUUGACAAAUUUUAAUGGGUAAAUUUUUUCGGCAUGACCCUAAACCGGCAUUCAGUCUGUUUGCUUCUUUAUAGAUUUCAUCCGUAUAUAAUAGGAUCUUCAGAAUCAUGAGGUUUCUCUACUGUGAAAAAUACUUUAAAAUGUGUUUUAUAUAUUUCCAAAUAGAAUGUCACAUGAAGGUUCAGUGUGGGCAACAUGAGAAGCUCACCUCCGACUGAACCAGUGAUGAGAAAGGUUAUUGGUAUAUAUGUGUGUGUGUGUGUAUAUAUAUAUAUAUA
This is a messenger RNA of Hyla sarda, 4097 nucleotides long. RefSeq names its product 1-aminocyclopropane-1-carboxylate synthase homolog (inactive) (gene ACCS). Gene Ontology annotation, biological process: amino acid metabolic process; biosynthetic process. The transcript has 16 exons. Bases 353 to 2911 code for a protein of 852 amino acids. The record is from RefSeq and is a predicted model, not a curated record. Lineage: Eukaryota; Metazoa; Chordata; Amphibia; Anura; Hylidae. Gene Ontology annotation, molecular function: transaminase activity; pyridoxal phosphate binding.